Messenger RNA from Orbilia oligospora ATCC 24927, 426 nucleotides. RefSeq lists its product as uncharacterized. Gene Ontology annotation, biological process: nucleosome assembly. The transcript has 3 exons. Gene Ontology annotation, molecular function: structural constituent of chromatin; DNA binding; protein heterodimerization activity. Gene Ontology annotation, cellular component: nucleosome. Lineage: Eukaryota; Fungi; Ascomycota; Orbiliomycetes; Orbiliales; Orbiliaceae. The record is from RefSeq and is a predicted model, not a curated record. Bases 1 to 426 code for a protein of 141 amino acids.
AUGCCACCAAAAGCCGCUGCCGAAAAGAAGCCAUCCACCGCUGGCAAGGCUCCAGCUGGAAAGGCCCCAGUUGAGGAGAAGAAGGCCGGAAAGAAGACCGCCACCGCUUCUGGCGAGAAGAAGAAGAGAACAAAGGCUAGAAAGGAAACCUAUUCCUCCUACAUCUACAAAGUCUUGAAGCAGGUCCACCCUGAUACUGGUAUCUCCAACCGUGCCAUGUCGAUUUUGAAUUCGUUCGUUAAUGAUAUCUUCGAGCGUGUUGCUACCGAGGCCUCCAAGCUUGCCGCUUACAACAAGAAGAGCACCAUUUCUUCGCGCGAGAUCCAGACUUCCGUCCGUCUCAUCCUUCCUGGUGAAUUGGCCAAGCAUGCCGUCUCUGAGGGUACCAAGGCCGUUACCAAGUAUUCAUCUUCGUCUGCCAAAUAA